Molecule: messenger RNA, 1179 nt
Organism: Colletotrichum higginsianum IMI 349063
Lineage: Eukaryota; Fungi; Ascomycota; Sordariomycetes; Glomerellales; Glomerellaceae
Exons: 2
Coding region: 1-1179 (392 amino acids)
Source: RefSeq, a predicted model, not a curated record
AUGCCCCGAACAUUGCAACCAGAGCCUACCGCAAACGCAGAUAUGCCAGAGGCCUUGGAGACAAGGCCUCCCAGUGGCCGCAUCGAAGAAGAGGCAAGGGCAAAAAGUCCGAAGAACAAGCCACCCGCCCAAGCUCAAAACAACCACGGGAGGAGGUCCCGUAGAAGAGAAUCCAGAAGGAGACGGAAACAACAGAAGAGAGAGGCGGAUGCACAGCAGCUGCUGCAGAACGUGGGAAGAGUCGCUCCGAUCCAGCCCUCCGAUGCCGAACGGCUGACCGACGUCGAUGUCCAGCCUGGCACUGAACUGAGCCGGAGCACCUGUCAUGACGGCAUGGACGACGACGAGACAGUUUCCAUCUUGGGAGGCCUUGCAGAUUUGUUUUCGACAGAUGCGACCGAGGGAACGAGCGCUAAUACCGCCCCUGCUCCUGAUGUCACGAUGAUCGACCACCUUGAUGUCGGACUGGCCGGCCCACUGGGCAUAGAUCUCGGAAUUGCUGCGUCUACCUCGCCGUUUGGUCACGAGGCCUUCCCCAACGAGCCCUCGUCGGAUCAGAACGGCGGUUGUGGGUUGUCUAUCACCUCUGUGUGGGGCUUCGCUCCCGUCAUUUCAUACUCCUCCAUUGCCGGUCCUCCGCCUCGCAUGGUGGCAAUACACAGCGCGGAUGGCUGGAAUGAAAUGCUCUACGGUGACUUCGCCCCGCUGGGUCGUCUCAAUAUCUGCCCUUAUUUCCAAUUCACAGACUUGCUCGUCAGGGAACUCGUCGCCGAUCCCGCUCGCACCGCAAAGCUUACUCAGAUCACGGUCGGCAACUCAGACUGCCGGAAUUUCCUGACCGAUAACGGGCUCGAAGACCUCGCCUGUGGUUGCCCCGCCCUGGAGUACCUCACCAUCCACGGGGCGGUGAAAAUCUCGGACCGGGGCUUCCAAGCUGUCAUAGACAAAUGUCCGUCCAUUCGCAGAAUCGCGCUCUGCGGCAUGGACUACGAGCCGAACAACGUCUGCGGCUCCGCGCUGGUCAAACUAAUGGAGCAACCUUUCAUAGCCCUAUACUUGGAAGGCAUCGUGCUCAGGAAUACGGCCGUCCACCCGUUGACUGUACGGAGGCUGAGAGAACACAGAAACCAGCUGAAGAUCUCAGCGGGCCCAUGGGACAUGGAGCCGGGCUACCUGUAA